CCCGUCACCUUUAAUAGGGGCGACUUGAACUAUCCUAUACACAGGGACAUUAGAGGAAAAAGCGACCGUCUCUUGCCUUGGAAAUGCGCGUCAGGGGACCGCGGUAGCCAAUCUGCUUGAGCACGUAUAGACGCUUGUAAUUCAUGAGACCCCUUGCUGUCUCGCGCAGUGCUCUCUUUCCGCACAUAGCAGUGUUCUUGCUGACUCAGUGCCUUGCUCCCUUUUCUCGCCAAGCACGGACCAGAAACUGCGACGCACGCUCCCUCCAGUAGCCUAUAGCCCACUUCAGCGCCACCAACGCCGCACAAACCGACUGACAUGGCUAAAACAGCAAUUGGUAAGCUAACGGUUUACCGUUAUUUAUCUGUGUUUUGGGGACGAGUUGACAGUCACAGAGCGUUGGGUGGUGGUUUUGCGUGCGGCUGUAAGGAUGCUGUGUGAGCAUGCAGCGGCGACACCCUUGGCACAAAAGACUGCCAAGCAUUUCUUCAAGGGAGCGGUCAAAGUCUGUCGCAUGUCAACAAAUAUAUAUUUUUAAACUUGCAAAUGGGAUGCAAUCAUUUUGCUUGUGUUUACCUUGAGCCUGAACUGCACGCAUUCGUUUUUUAUUUCAUUCUAUAUCAUGAUGUUAGUAGGCUACAGUUUAUGAGAUAGCCCGAUAACAUUUAAUUAUAGGCAUAUUCAAUAUCCCUUUUUACAUUGUGCGUAAAGCGAAUAAAUAGCCUAGAUUGAAGAAAUCCUAUGGCCACAUUUGCUGUAGAUUAUUCGAGCAGGAUAGACGCUCUUAUGGAUGCUGGCUGCCGCACCUGCCGCUGUAGACCAACACAUGCUCAUACAACAGCAUAAUGCAGAACGACCGCACCCAACAUCACGGUCUCUCUCUCUCCUCACCAGCGCAGAGCAGAAUUAGACAAACCCUUUGCAAAUAUUUUUAUAGGGACUGGGCUACUAUUUAUUAUAAUCUUAUGCUCAAUCAAAUUGAAUGAUGAGAGGAAUGCAUGAGAAUAAAUUAAUCUCUAGUUGCACUCUUUAUAUCUGUGCUAAAGCUGUCUGGUGAAGAAUUACGACUUGCAAUGAAAACGAAUUGUCGUUUGUAGGUUGUGAUUAUUUUUCUCCAAUCUACAUGGAUACUAAUCAUGUAGUCAAAUGUAUUCCUAGUUGCCGAUGAUUUCCCUGUCAUUCCAUUUAUGAUCUAAACAUGUCUAUUUGGUUAUAUGGAGGAAUUGAUGGAAGUUGAAAUGUGUCAUCAUAUUCCAGUAAUUUCAUGCCAGGUCUUGAUAUAAUUUUUAUUGCAUGAGCUGGGCCUGAUUUGCUUAAAGUCAGUCACGAUAAAUGUUUUAAGACAUUUGGGAGUAUAAAUAGUAUAGACCUAUCCAAUAUUGUCUUAUGCUUAAUGGAGCACUUUCAUGCGGAUUUAGGGCCCUUUUGAGUGAGCUGAGACCCGUCUCUAUGGCGACGGUCAAGGGACUACUUUUAUUCCGGAUGAAUAGGUCGGUGAUGGAUGGAUAAGGGUGCAGACAAACAGCAAUACAUUUAACUGUGUCAAGUCCUUACGUCUGUCUGCACCUGCAGCGGGCUGUUUCAUUAUGUCUCGGCCUGGCCGCAUAGCUGUUAGUUAUGUUUUAUUAUUAUUAUUGAGUUGUAGACAGACACUGGGCGAGUGGGAUGGGCCAGACACCCAGGGCACAUGAUCGUCAUAGACGUCGUCAGUGGGAGCAAGGGCCGGCAGGGUGGCAGGCCAGAUCAGUUGUUGUUUGGUAAUGUACCUUAUUGUCAAUGACAGUGACUGUGAUAGAAAUAGAAACGUGUCCCUGCUGUUUAUAAAAGAUUCAAUAAGGAUAUGUUGCCUACAGCCUAGGAUCAAUGCAUUUUUAGCAGACAGACAGGCAGACAGGCAGGAUAUUUGACAGUUGUGGGCGGUAUACACAGCUUCCUCCCAAUGGCAUAUAGCUGUAGGCCUAUAGAUAACAAGCCAAAAUUCAAAUUUAUGCUCUCUGCCCACUUGGCUACUGAUUUGUCUAGGGUCAUCAAACAUGCUUACAUUAACAUACAUUAAGAUCCUCGUUGAUUUAUAAUAUAUAUAUAUAGGGCCUACUGUGUGAUUUAUGAGUUAGGUGUGGCUAUCAGAUAUCUCUUCUCCAUUCUUUGUGUUAAGGGGCCAAAGCUUUCUGGGACAAUGGCGCCCCCCAGAGGUCAUAGCCUCUGCAGCGUCACUGAGUGCAUCCCUGAACCCAGUUCUGCCUGAGUCACUCUUGUGACUCUUGUUGCCAUAGAGCUGUAUUCAUCACUUCUCAAGACCCAUCAACAGUUGUAGAAUAAAAUGUAUACGACUGAAGCAAAAGCUGAAAUGAAAUAUCCCAGCCAGAGAGGAGAGGCUAUCGUUAGCAAUGUCUCUCAGUUAAAAUAGUCAUUGUACCCUAAUAUACAUUUACAUAAUUUAGCAGACGCUCUUAUCCAGAGCGACUUACAGUUAGUGCAUACAUUAUUAUUUUCAUACUGGCCCCCCGUGGGAAUUGAACCCACAACCCUGGAGUUGCAAACGCCAUGCUCUAUCAACUGAGCUACCUCCCUGCCUGCCAUUCCCUCCCCUUCCCUACCCUGGGCCAAUUGUGCGCCGCCCCAUUGGUCUCCCGGUUGCGGCCGGCUACAGCAGAGCCUGGAUUCAAACCAGGAUCUCUAGUGGCACAGCUAGCACUGUGAUGCAGUGCCUUAGACCACUGCGCCACUCGGGAUCCCAAAUAGGGGACCUGACUCCUUGGGUGUGGUUAUGAAGAAAACAAACUUUGGGCUCAGGCUUAUUGGUCUGUUGUUUGCAUUUCAGUGUUCAACAAUGCAUACUAAUGUCUGAAACCUCCCUCGCUGAUAAUAUCCUCCACCUACCAUCCCACUCAAUAGCCAUUUUCACUGUAGCUCUCCAUUAAUGCUGUAAUUACACUACUGAUUAUAUUGUCAUCUAGAGGAUGGGUUGUAAACUAAAUGAUGAGCUUCAUCCCACACACACACACACACACACACAGUGAGGCUGCUGUUUUAGCUUAUUGGGCCCUGGAGACCUGUAAGGCCCCAGUAUUGGGUUGGGGUGGAGGGACGGGGUGAACAGGACAGUAUUGGGUUGGGGUGGAGGGACGGGGAGAACAGGACAGCAUUGGGUUGGGGUGGAGGUGGAGGGACAAGGUAGAACAGGACAGCAGCAGUGCAAGAGGAGGAAGAAGGGGGGAGGGGGAGGAAGAAGGGAGGAGGGGGAGAAAGAAGGAGGGAGGGGGAGGAAGAAGGGGGGAGGGGGAGGUAGAAGGGAGGAGGGGAGGCAGAAGGGAGGAGGGGGAGGGGGAGGGGGAGGGGAAGGGGGAGGGGGAGGGGGAGGAAGAAGGGGGGAGGGGGAGGAAGAAGGGGGGAGGGGAGGAAGAAGGGAGGAGGGGAGGCAGAAGGGAGGAGGGGGAGGAAGAAGGGGGGAGGAAGAAGGGAGAUUGUGUGGUUUUAGUUCACCAUUAUAGAAUAACAAUGUUUAGUUUAGAAAUGUAUUUAAUAUAAAGCUAUAUUAUAUCAUAUAAGUACCAGGCCCAUAUUGAAUCAGUUUAACUAAGUCUGUUGACAACAUUCACUAAACACCAAAACACACAACAGGCCAGGGUAAGAGCAAGUUGACACAACUACCAGUGGCAGUUAUCUUUUGACCUGCUCCACUAAACCACCAUUUGUUCACAUCACUGACAUCCCUGACAAGUUGUCCUGAAGGGAAAAGGGUGUAAAGUGAAUACACACACACAUCUAAGUACAGAUGCACACACACACAUCCGGUAAUUACAAAUGAAAAUCCCCUCCACCGCUCCACCAAAGGCAGCAGCCUCCAUUUGCCUGCCCUGAGGUCCCUCGAUCCCUGUGGGAGUCAGCCAGCCCAAACCAGCCCUCCUUUCCUCCUUUUCACCCCCCCCCCCCCCUUUCAUUUUCUCUUAUUCUCUAUGGGAGGGGUUAACCCAGUCCUGCUUUCGUCCUCUCCACAUCUCCCCUUUUCUCCUCCUCUUCUGGGAGAGGUUAACAAGCCCAUCGGAGAGUCAGCGAGCUAAUGCUACAUGUGAAAGUUCAACUGAUUACCCGUGGCAUCUGCUAGGCUGAGAGCUGUCUGGUUGUGCAGCACCACUGCUGUAGGUGCUAGCUACACUUCACUCAAACAGACAGAAAGACAGGGAAAGGGUUUGGCUGGGUGAGCAACAGCAGAACGGCCGUAGGCACUAGCUACACUUCUCUCCUCCAUGGAGAAGCUGUCUAACUGUAAAUCUCAGCCUUACUUUGCUCAGUUUUGACUCCCAGCCAGGGAAAUCAGUCAGUGGUCGAUGCAGCACAUUUCAGCCCUGCAGCCCACAGCGUGUGAUGGAUGAUAGAUCAUAGAGGCUUGGGUGCUGUUUGGCACGCCGUGGUGCCCGGCUGGACUCUGACUGUGCCUCCAGUGCAUACUGUACUGAACACUACAGCACAGCAGCCAGGAGGAAGAGAGCCAAACUGUUUGUUGCAGUAUGACACAGUAGUUUUACCCUCUCUGUUGGCUGCCUCAUGGGGAUGCUACAGUAGGUUCUCAUCCCAGUUUGGGUGCCAAAUCUCAGGAGCUUUGUAGCCUGGAAUCUUAAAGUGAAACAAUAUUGAAACAGAACCAUUCGGUUUGGAUUCCAGGCUAGUAGCUUUCAACAACAUCAGCCAUAAUCAUUCAGCCUCUAGCUGCUAUCCCUGCUAUUAAAUGACUGAUGGAUGUUACCAGUGCUAGCUACAGACUGGGUAAGAAGGGUGCCUAGCCUGCUAGCUAAGUAAAUAAAUUAUAAGCUGAAAUGAAAUGAAAUGCAUAGCUAAUGAUGAGUGGAGAAUGAAUGCUGUGGGGAGGUGGUGAACCGUUCAGAACAUAUGAGGACACAGCAGACACCCUCUCACGCAAGCAUGUACACACACACACACACACACACACACACACACACACACACACACACACACACACACACACACACACACACACACACACACACACACACACACACACACACACACACACACACACACACACACACACACACACAUACACACACACACACAGUCAUCCCACUUCCCUUCAGUCUACACAAACAAAGCUCCACAAAAUGGGGCUUAGAAACCUCAGGCUGAUUCAUCUCACUAGACUAGACCAGCUUUGAUGAUCAUGUUUUUCUUUUCUAUUUAAGGAUUUGCUGAAUAUUUAUUUUCCUAAACAUCUAAAGAUGGCGAUGCCAUGUGGGAUGAUCAUUUAUGAGGAGGAGAAAGUGGGUUAACGAUGUGUGUGUGUGCGCACGUCUGUGUGUGUGUGUGUUCCCCACAGCAUACAAAGAGAAGAUGAAGGAGAUUUCUGUCCUGUCUCUUCUCUGCUCUUGCCUGUACCCCGAGGCACGCAAGAACCUGAUGGGAGAGUUCCAAGGUAGGCAGAAGGGUCACCUGACUUUUUAAAUGUUUCAAAUCACUUUCAACGUACUGUAAAGGCAACGAAGAGGCAAUUUUUGGUCUAAGUGAAAGUUUGAUUGGGGUAAUAUUAUCACUACAAAGGCAGCAUUUUGAGUUUCCUGUGGUUUCCCCCCACUUGUCCCCCCUCUACCAACACACACACACACACACACACACACACACACACACACACACACACACACACACACACACACACACACACACACACACACACACACACACACCCAUACCCCACCCUCAUGCACUUCUCACCUUGUAGUAGCAGGCAUGGAGGUGAAGCCCAUCAACAAGCGUGCCUCUGGCCAGGCCUUUGAAGUGAUCCUGAAGCCCCCCUCCCCUGUGUCGGACGCAGCCCACUGCGUCACCUCGCCCCCUAAGCGGGAGGUCUCUCUGGAGGACAUCCAGAAGAAGCUGGAGGCCGCUGAGGACCGGAGGAGAGUGAGUCACCAUCUAUCAGUUUCCCUUAGCAACUUAAUUCCAAAACUGAAUCACACUGAAUUACGUUAGUAAAUUACACUUUAGACAAACUUUGUCCUAGCUUACUUGUCUUAGCCUAUACCUUAGCCCGGCUUAGACUUUGACUCCUACACUUAUUAUUACUAAGCAAUGAGUAUAUUCAUCAGGCAAAGGAAUGAUACUAAAACGAACUCUUACCCUUUCCUUCCCACCCUUAUCUUGGCCCCCACCUGCAUUCUAUUCUGUUCUGUUCUCUUCUACUUUAUUCUAUUCUAUUCGGAUCUCUUCUAUUCUCUUCUACUUUAUUCUAUUCUACUUUACAUUAUUCUACUCUACUCUACUCUACUCUACUCUACUCUACUCUACUCUACUCUACUCUACUCUACUCUACUCUACUCUACUCUAUUCUACUCGACUUUACUCUAUUCUACUCUACUCUACUCUACUCUACUCUAAUCUAUCACCUCCCCUCUUCAGUCCCAGGAGGCCCAGGUUAUCAGGGCCCUGGCGGAGAAGCGGGAGCACGAGAGGGACGUGCUGCUCAAGGCCAUGGAGGAGAACAGCAACUUCAGCAAGAUGGCAGAGGAGAAGCUGACCAUGAAGAUGGAGCAGAUCAAGGAGAACCGGCAGGCCUACCUGGCCUCCAUCAUGGAGCGCCUGCAGGAGAAGGUGAGAGGACAGUUUGGUGGGAAAAAUUGUAGGUGGAGACAGCAAGACCUGGUGAAUGGAAGGGGUGGAAAAGAUAUAAGGGUACGAUAUGAUAGGUAGGGGCUGGUGGCAUCAUUCAAGGAUGAAACACUGGCCAUUGUAGUUAAACAUGUCAGCUGAAAGGGGGAGGACAGUAAGUUGACAGACUUGAACCAGAGAGUCUCAGGACAGGGUCCGUAUUGAGAGGUUUCUGGUAGGUCCAACAUGGCAGAAUCUCUCUCUGUGUUGUCCUCAGGAGAGGCAUGCCCAGGUGGUGCGCAGGAACAAAGAGCUCAGGGAAGAGCUGACAGCGUGAGCAGUCGAGGGGCGCCACCGACCAUUGUACCCCCCUACAGCCACCCUACCCCCCUACAGCCCCCCCCCCCCCCCCCCCCCCCCCCCCCACCCCCCGAUCCCCCUGCUACUACAGCACCCACAGCAUCAAAAGACCCCCCUCCCCCCUCCUUGAGGUAGGAGGAGGACCAACCCACCCACCGCCAGACCACACCAACAGCAUUAGAAAA
Molecule: messenger RNA, 7139 nt
Organism: Coregonus sp. 'balchen'
Lineage: Eukaryota; Metazoa; Chordata; Actinopteri; Salmoniformes; Salmonidae
Source: the annotation of a GenBank genome assembly